This is a messenger RNA of Pomacea canaliculata, 3460 nucleotides long. RefSeq names its product membrane metallo-endopeptidase-like 1. Gene Ontology annotation, biological process: protein processing. Bases 202 to 2409 code for a protein of 735 amino acids. NCBI's taxonomy places the organism in Eukaryota, Metazoa, Mollusca, Gastropoda, Architaenioglossa, Ampullariidae. The record is from RefSeq and is a predicted model, not a curated record. Gene Ontology annotation, molecular function: metalloendopeptidase activity. Gene Ontology annotation, cellular component: plasma membrane. The transcript has 5 exons.
AUAAACGUACUUCGAUAAUGCCAGAGGAGCUUGCACCAUGGUUUCCCGGCGUGUCUCACGAAGUUCUGCUGUGGUCCAGCGACUUUGAGAGUCCUCCCCGCCAUCUUGACUCCCCGCAGUGGACACGCCGUCCUCGCGUCCUUCUCUCCCUCUCCGAGCAUCUCCAGCAGCUGGUCGAUUCCCAGGGGAUCUUGAUCCCUGAUGCGCGCCAUGAUCCUGGACAGGACCGAGUCGCGGCUCAGGACCUGGAAGGCGUGGGUCAUCUUCCUCGCUAUCACCCUUGCGAUCUUCGUCUGCGUUAACAUCGCUUUGCUCGUCAGCUACAUCAGGAUAAGCAACCUCCACACGACAGAUCAGAAGAAAAAGAUCAACCUGUGUGAAGCGAAGCAAUGCCUGGCAACGGCAGCGCAGAUCCGAAUGGCGAUGGACGACAGCCACGACCCUUGCGUCGACUUCUACCGGUACGCGUGCGGGGGGUGGAUCACCGGCCCCAUCUCCCAGCGCCUCAAGAUGGGGGUGCGCAGUCUGGACAGUACGCAGCAGCAGACGUCGUGGAUGUUGAUGGCCAUGCUGUCCGCCCCCAGGCGCGACGGGGAGUUGAACUCCGUGCGUCUGGCCAAAACCUUGUUCCACUCGUGCCAGGACGACGUGGAGAUACAGAAUCGCGCUCUGGUGCCGUUCAUGAAGAUAUUCUCGGAGCUGAAGGAGAUGGUGGCCGACAAGUCGGUCGUCACGGACGAUCUAGCAGACCUCCUUGUGAAGGUUGGUAGUCUGGGCCUGCACCCGCUGAUCGACUUCGGCGUCAAGCCCGACAAGGAGAACACAACGGUCAACGUCAUCUACCUGGAGCAGCCACACCUGAACGUGGAAAGAUACCUGUACUUUUACCAGAAAUUCGAGAACUACUACAUACAAACGGUGAUGAAGGCGAUGAACAUCGUGGACCCUGACCCAGAAUGGAGCAACCCCACCCGAGCCGCCAGGAUCGUACAGUUUGAGAAGCAGCUCGCCAACAUAACCUUUACCCCCGUGGAGAUGAGAGACCAGAAGAUGAUCUACUCUCCUACCACUCUCGAGAGACUCGAGAGCAAGUACUCCUCCUUUAACUGGUCAGCUUUCUUGAUCGGCAACUUCCAUCAUGUUGACCUGGACCUGAAACUUUCACCCACGGAAAAAAUUGUGCUGAGUCAUCAACGCUACUUCGACGAUCUUUUCACUCUUUUGAUGACCAUGCCAGACGACACGGUGGUUGAUUUCAUCAUCUGGUCGUUCGUGAUGUCCUUCCGGAUGGCGAUGCCACCUGCCUUGCGGAGUAUACUACUCUCGUACCGCACGCAGUACCUGGGCGUGGACCGAGCUCAGUGGUCGAGGCAGCUCACUUGUGUCGGCAUCACCGCCAGCACCAUGCCCCGGGCCGUCAGCCGACUCUACAUCACCAGCAACUUCUCGCCGGCAACAAUAUCAGCAACGGAGGAGAUGAUCAAUGGCAUACUCAAGUCGCUGAUCGUCGUACUCAAAACACUGGAAUGGAUGACUCCAGAGACGAGGGAACGGGCGAUAGACAAGGUGCGGAAGAUGAAAGUCGAUGUGGGUUUCUCCAGCGAGGAAAUCAGCGACAACUUUCUCAACAAUUACUACCAGGGAUUGGUGUUGUCCAAUAAUACUUUCCUGGAGAACUUCAUUACCCUCUCCAAGUUCCUCUCGAAAAAAAGUUGGUCGCAGCUGAGAAAACCAGCUACGGUCAAAUGGAUCAGCCCUGCCAGUGAUGUCAACGCCUUCUACCUACCCACAAAAAACAGAAUUUUCUUGCCGGCCGGCGUCCUGCAGUCUCCCAUGUUCUCCGUGAACAACGUGACUCAGGCGCUCAACUACGGGUCACUCGGUGCCAUCAUCGGCCACGAGAUCCUGCACGGCUUCGACGACGUCGGCAUGCACUACGACGACAGCGGCAACAUGAAGGACUGGUGGAAGCACAGCGAUAAAGAGAAGUUCCAGGAGAGGAAAGACUGCAUGGUACACCAGUACAGCAACUUCAAGGACAAAGAGCUCAACCUCUCAAUGAACGGACGGUUGACUCUGGGUGAGAACAUUGCGGAUAAUGGCGGCAUCAAGAUCGCCUUCAAAGCUUUCGUCCAGUACCUGCGCGAUCACAACCUGCAGGAUCACCCCGUGAGCUACCCGGGACUCCGCAGUCUCACGCAGGCGCAGCUGUUCUUCCUGUCCUUCGCGCAGACGUGGUGCUCAGACCGGAACCCCAUAGAGCGAUUCGCGCAGGUCAAGAGCGACGUUCACGCCCUCACUCACUUCCGGGUGCUGGGGACCUUGCAGAACAGCGCAGACUUCGCCAACACCUUCUCCUGCCCGCUGGCCAGCCCCAUGAACCCCAUCCACAAAUGUCUGGUGUGGUAGCCACCCGCCAGCUGCUGUGUUCACACUCCACUGAACUGUGAACAGACCUUGGCUGACUCUGCUUCUGACCCACAACCCGCCAUGUUGGUAGUCUUCAGGCGAUGUCCUCUCGGUGAAUACUCUCUCCCUGUACUGUCAACACUUUCAACACUACUUACUCUUCGUUCUCUUCAACUUUUUUUUUUUUUUUUUUUUUUGUCCUGGCAAGAUUUCAGGAUGGAGGAGGUAAAUGUCAAUCUCUUGUUGUCGCUGAGUUCGAGAGAGAGAGAAAAAAAAACUUUCAUCGAAAGGCGAUUUCUUACUUUGAGGUAGGAGUAGGGGUAGGGGUGGGAAGUCAGGGACCUAGAGAAUAGAGAGGAGGCAUAAGAAAGGGAGGGGGAAGAGUAAGCUAACAUUUUUACUGACACUCUUUCUAAUAAUAUAUAAAGUUGGUAAUUGCAAAAACAAGGAUGAGGGUAAGUAUAGGAGGAGGAUGCUACUCCGUGAUGUCGCAGGUGUUUAUUUGAGCUAGUGAUGCCUUUUUUCACCUUUUGUUCUUUGCCUGCCAAGUCAGCAGUGGUGUAAUAAUACAUCAGCUGGUAGAUUCCUUAUUUUGCAGGUACUUAUACUUGAAACUAUCAUUUAAUUUCUCAGGUUUGCUGGUUUAUAAGUUUGUGUUUCAAAUGAUUAUAUCCUAUGUGUGUAAUUAACUUCUAUUCAUAUUUUAGAUAUUGUGUAGAAGCUUUAAUAGACUGGAAUUUGUUUUAUUUAUAAUCAGACAUUUAGGUUGCCGUAAUUCAUUUGUAGGGACAAUUUGUUUAUGUUGACUGUUGGUUUAUAUUUCAUUGAUAGUAGUAAGAUGGCGGCGUGUUGACUUCAGAAUGUCUUAUUGCGGCGAAUGUGCAAGUUCUAUCCAAUAAUUUUAAAAUCUGAAUGGGUGACAGUUUGUGGAAUUUAUCCAAAACAAACAUCAUGAGUCUGGUGUAAGCUUCAUAUCUAUUACAUUUUGAAACAUCAUUGGUCACCGUACUCUACAAAAACUAGUGGAAAACAGUCAGUAGCACAUAUUUCA